AGCCGCGUUUUAGCGCAUGUUAAUGAGGUUCCUCGAGCUCUAGUGACAGUUUGCGGCUGAAGGCCAAUCAGAGGGGGAGAGAGUUUGCAAGACACAAGACAAGCAGUGUGUUGAAGCUGCACGCAGGAGGUGUUUGAGGAGCAUUGUCAGCUGGAAAGAUUUGUUUUUUUCUCCACAAACUUGGCUUUUAUUGGAUUUUGGAAGGGGGGGGGGCGCUGUGGACGCACUUGGAUCUUUUCGUUAUUUUCGUCUGGAUUUUGUACAUGUUCUCCUCCUCAGAACUCAUGAAACCAUCUUUUCUCCCGUGUGGACGCUCUAAUGAUGUCUAUGGCUCUCAUGCCUGACACCCUCAAUGGCCCCGACCCGUCCAAAUCGGCUUUUCUCGAGUUCGGACACGCGCAUCCGGCUCACCAGCAGCGCUCCGCGGGGCUUGCUCACAUUUACCCCGUGCACGGCUUCCACGCUGCUGGCAAUUCGCAGCACGACGGCUCGUUCCCGGCCAGCGCGUCUUAUGGUCGCUCUUUGGGUUACGCCUACCCCGGCGCUUCGAAUUCUCACCCCCAGUCUGCUUACAUGUCCUACCAGCACAACAAUAAUAGCAGCUCCAGCAGCAGCAGUUUGAGCCUGCAUGGACGAUUAGAGCACGCAGAUCACGACAAGUCCCCCGCGCUGGAAAGCCGGGACAUGCGUUUAAAUGGCAAAGGGAAGAAGAUCCGCAAGCCCCGCACCAUCUACUCCAGUCUGCAGUUGCAAGCUCUGCACCAGCGCUUCCAGCAAACCCAGUACCUGGCCCUGCCUGAGCGUGCAGACCUGGCGGCCAAACUGGGACUCACUCAGACUCAGGUGAAAAUCUGGUUUCAGAACAAACGCUCCAAGUACAAAAAAAUCAUGAAGCACGGGAGCGGGGCAGAUGGCGAGCAUUUGAGCAGCACCAGCUCACCCUCGCCUUGCUCGCCUCACGGGAUGCCGCAACUUUGGGACGUGUCCAUGCAGGCCAGUAAAGCAGGAGGCCCCAUGUACCCCAAUAACUACAUGAACAAUUUGGGCCACUGGUACCCCGGCCAACAUCCUCACCAGGAGGCCAUGUCCAGACAUCAGAUGAUGUGAGGGAGGAUUGUUGGAUUGUGCAAGUCUGGCUGGAUCACGCGCUAAUUUUGCGCGUCAUUUGACGAAACAUUUCAAAGACACCAAAGAGGACCUGGAUGAACGCGUUGUGAACUGGUCGCACGCAUGAUUAUUAACAGAGGCAUUCUCCAUUGAACACAUUCUCUGAGUAUUAAGCUAACAAACAGAUGUUAGAUGAGCCUUGUUGUGACUCUGUAAUAUAGCCGAGAUGCCUCCUUGAAAUACGCCAAAUGUCUCACCGGCUUCGACAGCAAGCGGACAUCGGAGUGGAAGCCAACAAAUCUGUGUGAACUGCAAAUAAAACACUGUCUCUGUUCUGUUUUGUAUUGAACACAUAAAGAUGAAUUAACUGCUGCUAUGA
Molecule: messenger RNA, 1486 nt
Organism: Syngnathus typhle (broad-nosed pipefish)
Lineage: Eukaryota; Metazoa; Chordata; Actinopteri; Syngnathiformes; Syngnathidae
Gene: dlx4b
Product: distal-less homeobox 4b
Exons: 3
Coding region: 319-1107 (262 amino acids)
Biological process (GO): cell differentiation; negative regulation of transcription by RNA polymerase II; embryo development
Molecular function (GO): DNA-binding transcription factor activity, RNA polymerase II-specific; RNA polymerase II cis-regulatory region sequence-specific DNA binding
Source: RefSeq, a predicted model, not a curated record